Messenger RNA from Morus notabilis, 2822 nucleotides. RefSeq names its product serine/threonine protein phosphatase 2A 57 kDa regulatory subunit B' theta isoform. The transcript is spliced from 4 exons. The record is from RefSeq and is a predicted model, not a curated record. Gene Ontology annotation, molecular function: protein phosphatase regulator activity. Gene Ontology annotation, biological process: signal transduction. Bases 353 to 1930 code for a protein of 525 amino acids. NCBI's taxonomy places the organism in Eukaryota, Viridiplantae, Streptophyta, Magnoliopsida, Rosales, Moraceae. Gene Ontology annotation, cellular component: protein phosphatase type 2A complex.
CAACAGCUACGGUUUGCUGUUCUUCAACACCCACCUUUUCUUUCUUUCUUUCUUCUUCUUCUUCUUCUUCUUCUUCUUCUUCUUAUUACUUGGAUUUCAAUCUUGAGAGGCCGAGACUUUUCAUAUUUUCCCAGUUGAACUGAGACAUUUGCUUUUCGUUGAGUGAAGAUGGUGAAGAGGAUAAGAAGCUGAAAGGUGGUAACUUUCUUUAACAAUCUGCUAAGCUAACAUGGGCUUUGUUUAAUGAGUCUGGAUUUUGGUCUAUCAUUGAUGCUUUAGAAGAAGUUUCUUUGGGUAAGUAGUGGAUUAUUAGGAGAAGAAGGAGAUUCCUUUUCUUUGUCAGUUUUAAGUUAUGAUCAAACAGCUACUUAACAAGCUCCCAAAGAAGCCCUCUAAGUCGGCUGAAAAUCGUGAAGGAGGAGGAACCUCAACCUCUUCUUCAAAUGCCAACAACAAUUCAAGAAGUGGUGAUUUAGCGAGCAACAGACAUGGGAACCCGGGUGGGCCAUCUCUAUCGGGUCUUAAUUCCACUUCAAGUUUAGGAGUUAAUUAUGGGAAUAAGCUUAACCAGGCUGUGAACUCAAAGCUUAAUGGGAACACACUGGCUUCUUCGUAUGAGGCAUUGCCUAGUUUUAGAGAUGUCCCGAAUUCGGAGAAGCAGAACUUAUUUAUCAAAAAGCUGAACUUAUGUUGCGUCUUGUUCGACUUCACCGAUCCGGUAAAGAACCUCAAAGAGAAGGACAUCAAGCGGCAGACCCUGGUUGAGCUCGUGGACUACAUUGCCUCUGCAAAUGGGAAAUUCCCGGAAGCUGUCUUGCAAGAAAUAGUGAAAAUGGUGUCUGCAAAUUUGUUCAGAACACUUACUUCUCCGCCCCGUGAAAACAAAGCUCUAGAAACCUUUGACGUCGAAGAUGAGGAGCCUUCAAUGGACCCUGCUUGGCCACACUUGCAAGUUGUGUAUGAAUUCUUUCUGAGAUUUGUGGCCUCCCCCGAGACAGAUGCGAAGUUGGCUAAGAGGUACAUUGACCACUCUUUUGUUCUCAAGUUGUUAGAUCUUUUCGAUUCAGAGGACCCCAGAGAGAGGGAUUACUUGAAAACUGUUCUUCACCGCAUCUAUGGAAAAUUUAUGGUGCACAGACCAUUUAUCAGAAAAGCAAUCAACUAUAUCUUUUAUCGUUUUAUUUUUGAGACUGAGAAGCACAAUGGGAUUGCUGAGCUAUUAGAGAUUUUGGGAAGUAUCAUCAAUGGAUUUGCUCUGCCAUUGAAAGAAGAACAUAAGCUCUUUCUUGUUCGGGCUCUUAUACCUCUUCAUAAGCCAAAAUGCAUACCAAUGUACCACCAGCAGUUAUCUUACUGCAUCACACAAUUUGUGGAGAAAGACUGCAAACUUGCUGAUACAAUCAUUCGGGGUCUACUAAAAUAUUGGCCCAUUACGAAUAGUUCGAAGGAGGUCAUGUUCUUAGGUGAGCUGGAGGAAGUUCUAGAAGCAACUCAGCCUGCAGAAUUUCAGCGCUGUAUGGUACCUUUGUUUCGCCAGAUUGCUCGUUGCUUGAGCAGUUCUCAUUUUCAGGUGGCAGAGAGAGCUUUGUUCUUGUGGAACAAUGAUCACAUUGAGAACCUGAUAAAACAGAACCGCAAAGUUAUUCUGCCAAUUAUUUUCCCUGCAUUGGAGAGAAAUACCAGAAGUCACUGGAACCAGGCUGUACAUAGCCUGACAUUGAACGUCCGCAAGAUAUUCUCUGAUGUAGAUCCCGAGCUUUUCGAGGAGUGCUUGCUCAAGUUUCAGGAAGAUGAAGCACAAGAGAAGGAGAUUAACGCGAAACGUGAAAUGACGUGGAAACGCUUGGAAGAGAUUGCUGCAAAGAAAGCUGCUAGUAACGAACCAGUGCUCGUCUCCUCCAAAAUAAUCGCACGUGCACCUUCUGGGUAGGAUGCUGGAGAUUCCCAUCUGACAGCAAAUUCAUGUGCUGCAAUUGGUGAUCAAGUCAUGGAUUGAAGGAUAUGCCACUGUUUGGGCACACGCAGCCCCAUCUUGAUCAUGUACUGGAUUGUAUAUAUUUGAUUCUUUCGAAUAGAACGAAGGGGUAUUUGAGCAGGCUGUCCGAUUCGAAGAUCUGGUUAGUAUAGUUGGCUCCUUUUACCAUUCAUGUUUCUAGAGGUAACCAAAAAGAGAAAAAAAAAAAAAAAAAAGAUCCGACUUUUGACAUGAUGGUGCUUACACUUAUGAAUUUGGUUUGACGGAGGUAUGGUCAGUCUUUAAUUACUUGUAUGUAUCAUGAAACUUUGUUUCUUUUGUGAAUCGUCUCUAUAAGGAUUUCCAGUGGAGGAACGUUAGAAUGUGGCAUAAAUUGCUUUUUUGGUUCACCACACUAUGGAUUAGUAAGUUCUGCAAAUCAGUUGCCAUAAUUUGUUUCAAAUCUUUACUUUUUUUAUUUUUAUUUUUUUGUUUCUUACCACAAAAUUCUCCAUAGUGAAAAAAAAAAAAAAGUUUCAUUCAGCUCAAUUAUGCCCAGGUCAACUUAGCCCACAUGUGGGGGUUCACUCCAUUUUUCUGAGCUGUGUCUGACAUUGGUGAGCUGGUCACUCGGUCAGUGAUGUUUGUGAACAAUAUACCAAGCAUUUCAUUUGUGAUGUUAGAGAUAGUUUUGGCAGUGGUGUUCUUGAGCAAUAUCAAAGCAUUUCAUUUAUGAUGUUAGAGAUGGUUUUCUUAAAUAAAAUGUCUGCAUAGGUCCUGACAUCAUGGAAUUGCUUCCCAUAAUAUUUCAUAAAACACGUGAUGACUGAAAAUUGUCUUCGAAUAACAAUGUUGUAGUCUCUGAUUA